This is a messenger RNA of Aspergillus brunneoviolaceus CBS 621.78, 359 nucleotides long. RefSeq lists its product as uncharacterized. Lineage: Eukaryota; Fungi; Ascomycota; Eurotiomycetes; Eurotiales; Aspergillaceae. The coding region runs from base 48 to 320 and encodes 90 amino acids. The record is from RefSeq and is a predicted model, not a curated record. The transcript has a single exon.
AAUUCCGCCCCGUCCGCUCUGUCAGCGGAGCAAAAUUACGUACUGUCAUGAGAAACAUUGCCCCUUUGGGGUCGGCUUGCCGGAAGAGGCGUGGCCCGCGAUCAUACGACUGGGGGCUGGCCUCCACCGAACAUUGGCCGAGAUUCUCAGUCAGUCAGUCAGUUCUUUCCAUGCAAUCCAUGCAUUCAUCCAUCCAUCCAUCCAUCCAUCCAUCCAUCCAACAUCCAUUCUACUGCGCUCUGCUUGUCGUUGCAUACUCAACUCUAACAGUCAUGUGUCCUUCAAAUUUGCCUCUCUAUCUUCGAUCACGAUAUCAUUGAUCUUUCUAGAACCUCGCCUCAAGUUGCCCCGAAAUCAAC